Molecule: messenger RNA, 1338 nt
Organism: Aspergillus uvarum CBS 121591
Lineage: Eukaryota; Fungi; Ascomycota; Eurotiomycetes; Eurotiales; Aspergillaceae
Product: putative DNA repair protein rad9
Exons: 7
Coding region: 1-1338 (445 amino acids)
Biological process (GO): DNA replication checkpoint signaling; DNA repair; cellular response to ionizing radiation
Cellular component (GO): checkpoint clamp complex
Source: RefSeq, a predicted model, not a curated record
AUGGCCUCCCUAUCGUUCUCCCUCUCCCCGGAGGCGAUCUAUCAACUACACGAUGCAUUGAUGUGCCUGGGUAAAUUUGGCGACAAUGUAUCAUUUGAAGCCGAAUUCGAUCUGCUUCGUUUGAGCGUCCUGAACUCCACCAAGACAGCCUACGCCGCCUUCGCUUUCGAUGCAGACAAGUUCUUCGAAUCCUACUCAUUUGGGGUAGAUAGACGCAAUAUGUCUGCAGGUGUUCAAUCACAUAAGUUCUGUUGCCAGGUGUUGAUCAAAGCUCUCGUGUCCGUCUUCAAAGGAAGAGCAAGCGGCCGUAACAAGGACACCUCGGUCGAACGAUGCGAGUUCGAGCUGCAAGAUAAUCCCGAUGAGACGGAGUGUCGCCUCGUCAUCAGACUAACAUGCGGACUCGGUGUCAUCAAACUCUACAAGCUCACGUACGAGCCCGUCUAUAUCCAGCAUGCAACAUUUGACAGGUCCAGAGCGACGAAUGAGUGGAGUAUCGAGCCCAAAUUUCUGAAAGAAGUCACCGACCACUUUGGACCGUCGGCAGAGCAACUGGACAUUUACUCCGAGCACGGCAAGACCGUUUUCACCAGCUUCACUACCAAAAUCGCCGAUGGAAAAGAAAUCCUGCGACAACCGGUGCAUACCUCCGUGGCCAUCGACAAACGGGACUUUGAGUAUUACCUGGCCGAGGACAAUCGACACAUUGCGAUCAACCUGAAGGACUUCAAGGCUGUGCUUGCGCAUGCCGAUAUUGUCCACGCCAGACUCACUGCCCGGUUUACCACCCCCUGCCGUCCGCUGCAAUUCGCAUACGAGCUCGAGGGUGUCAAAUCCGAGUUUACCUUGAUGACGAGAGGUGAAGCUGUCGAAGACGAUGGGCCGAGCUCGUCUCGAGCCGCCGCACCACAGUUGUCUGCAAGACAAACCCCUGCUCCUGUGCAAGUGAGUCAGCCGAGGCCCCCUGCUACCGACGCAAGUCGAAUGCCGCCGCCGUCCUCGCGGAGUCGAUCUCUCCGCCCUCUUACCGGAACGUCCGCGCGAGCUUCACAGACCCCCGCAGAAUCCCAGAGACCCCAACCGCCGGUCGAAUUCGAUAGUCUCUUUGUACCUGCGGAUGAUGACGGACAAUGGGACGUGCCGAAUGACGAGGAGGCUCCAGCCGAAGACGAGCUUGGCUGGGAUGCCACGGGUGACAAAGACACUUUCACCGCUAGCUUGAGGACGCGGGUACCCAACGAGGAGUCGGAGGCUGCCGAAAUGGACCAAGAGCAGGAGACGGGCAUUCCACCCACCCAGCGCAUUUCACAGCUCCAUGGCCUUGGUCUGUUCGAUUAG